This is a messenger RNA of Cucumis sativus (cucumber), 535 nucleotides long. RefSeq names its product auxin-responsive protein SAUR21. The coding region runs from base 88 to 366 and encodes 92 amino acids. The record is from RefSeq and is a predicted model, not a curated record. Lineage: Eukaryota; Viridiplantae; Streptophyta; Magnoliopsida; Cucurbitales; Cucurbitaceae. The transcript has a single exon. Gene Ontology annotation, biological process: response to auxin.
GUUCUCACCACAUUUCCAAAUUGUUCUAUCUUCCAUUCAAACAUAACUUGAAACAAGACUUGCAGAAUCAGUAUACAGUUUUCCAUCAUGGGUAUUCGUCUACCUGGUGUUGUUAAUGCCAAACAAAUUCUCCAUAGGAUUCGCAAUUCAGAUUCAAUUCCAAAAGGUCACUUGGCUGUUUAUGUUGGAGAAACACAGAGGAAGCGCUUUGUUGUACCUGUUUCUUACUUAAGUCAUCCUUCUUUUCAGACAUUGUUGAGUCAGGCUGAAGAGGAGUUUGGUUUCCAUCAUCCCAUGGGAGGUCUCACGAUUCCAUGUAGAGAAGAAGCUUUCCUUAACCUCACUCAAAGUUUGAAUGGCUCAUGAUUCUCCACGUGGCUAGAUUUAGUUUAGAAAAUAGACAGAAGAUUAGGGCCAACAAUUUUGUCAUUAGAAAAUUCAUCCUUCAGUUAUUGUAUAGCUCAUUCUUUUGGUUUAAGGAAACUGAAUAAUGAAUUACUCAAUGCACAUACUUUGGUUGGAAGUUCUCCCUUUA